Messenger RNA from Ustilago hordei, 546 nucleotides. RefSeq lists its product as uncharacterized. The transcript has a single exon. Gene Ontology annotation, biological process: ribosomal large subunit biogenesis. Bases 1 to 546 code for a protein of 181 amino acids. The record is from RefSeq and is a predicted model, not a curated record. Gene Ontology annotation, cellular component: nucleolus. Lineage: Eukaryota; Fungi; Basidiomycota; Ustilaginomycetes; Ustilaginales; Ustilaginaceae.
AUGAGGAUCGAACACUGCUUCUUCUGCUCGGCUCCUUGCUACCCGGGCAAGGGGAUCACUUUCGUUCGUAACGAUGCCAAGAUGUUCAAGUUCUGCAAGUCGAAAUGCCACAAGAACUUCAAGUUGAAGCGCAACCCCAGAAAGGUUCGCUGGACAAAGGCUUUCCGCAAGGCCAACGGCAAGGAGAUGACUCUCGACUCUACGCUCGAGUUCGAGAAGAAACGCAACGUACCCCUCCGCUACGACCGAGAGCUCAUUGCCACCACCCUCAACGCCAUGAAGCGCAUCCAGGAGAUCAGGACUCGUCGCGAGAUCGCCUUCUACAAGGCUCGUAUCGCCAAAGCUGGCAUCAAGGCCAAAGCCAAACAGGCAGAUCGUCUUGUUGUCCACCGCAACACCCACCUUCGUGCUUCCAUCGAGGCUUCCCGCCCUACUCCUUCUUCCAGCACGCACAAGAUCAAGGUCAAGGCUACCUCGGCAAAGUCAAAGUCGGCACUGGUUGCUGCUGGCAACUCGGCUAUGACUAUGCGCAUGGAUACCGACUGA